GCGGGGCUCCCCCUCCGCCGCAAGGCCGCGCUCGAGCUGGGAGCAGGCACCGGCCUCGUGGGCCUCAUGGCCGCCAGCCUCGGUGCAAACGUUACAGUUACUGAUCUCGAUGAAGUUCAGGAUUUGCUGAAAAUGAACAUUGAGAAUAAUCGGCAUCUUAUCACGGGUUCCAUUCAAGCCAAGGUACUGAAAUGGGGUGAAGAAGUAACAGACUUCCUUCCGGCACCUGAUUAUAUCCUGAUGGCAGACUGCAUCUACUACGAAGAGUCACUGGAGCCGUUGCUCAAGACUCUGAAGGACCUGGCUGGCCCUGAGACUACCAUCCUUUGCUGCUAUGAAGAAAGGACUAUGGGGAAGAACCCAGAGGUGGAGAAAAAAUUCUUUGAGCUUCUUCAGAGGGACUUUGAUCUGGAGAAGGUUCCCUUGGAGAAGCACGAUGAGGAGUAUCGGAGCGAGGACAUCCAUAUAUUCAUCAUCAGAAAGAAGAAAACGACUUUUCCAUCAUGACGGCUUCUUCAAUGACGCUCUGGGAACUGGGAAGGAUAGAGCCAAGAGCUCUUCACAGAGACUUUGCAGAGCAUCUCUUUGGCAAAAGUGGAUCAUCGAGCCAUCUCCUCCUAAGAUGAGACACGCAGUCUGCUUUCUUGAAAGAGCUGCAGACUCAAGGCUCUGGCUUACCUUUCGACAAGGGCGCUGGCUGCAGAAGAAGAAGAAAAAAGAAGGCUUAUGACGCCAGUGAACACAAAUGGGUAACUCUGAGUCACACGGGUGGCUAAGUGUUUUGUACACAUUUUCCAGCUACUUCUGAGUAACAAUCUGCCUUGCUAGUUACAGUUUCCGAGAAAUUUUGUUAUGUAAGUAGGGUGAUUUAUUAAACUCUUGUUCCUAAUGCAUUCUCGAAAA
This is a messenger RNA of Lacerta agilis (Sand lizard), 903 nucleotides long. It is a transcript of the gene VCPKMT, whose product is annotated as valosin containing protein lysine methyltransferase. The record is from RefSeq and is a predicted model, not a curated record. Lineage: Eukaryota; Metazoa; Chordata; Lepidosauria; Squamata; Lacertidae. Bases 67 to 507 code for a protein of 146 amino acids. Gene Ontology annotation, biological process: peptidyl-lysine methylation. Gene Ontology annotation, molecular function: protein-lysine N-methyltransferase activity. The transcript has 6 exons. Gene Ontology annotation, cellular component: cytoplasm; cytosol.